This is a messenger RNA of Symbiodinium pilosum, 455 nucleotides long. Lineage: Eukaryota; Dinophyceae; Suessiales; Symbiodiniaceae. The record is from the annotation of a GenBank genome assembly.
GUGGUCGCCCAGAAGAUUUUCAAGCUGUCGUUACGGCGUUUGAAGUUCUGACAGACAGCCAGCGUCGCGAGGAAUAUGACAGGUCUCUGCUGGCAUCGGGAAACACCGAUGGAGGCAUGGACAUGGGCUCGGUGGAUGUGGAGUGCUCCACAGACGUGGGUAACGAUGAGCUGGCCGCUCGCAGAGCCGUGCGGGAAGCACUCAUCCGGCUUUCCUCCGCCAGGGGCUCGGAGCAAAAGAAGAUCCUGAAAGGGCUUCGAACCAAGGUUCUGGAAGAAGCCAUGGAGUUUCUCCAGAGUGCCCACGUUAAAAGUGGGCCGCUGAACCUGGAAUUCUCCCAAAUCAGGCAAAGCAGUGGCGAGUCCAAGCCGCUUUCUUUAGCCGGCAUAUUUGCAGACAUGAAGGGCAGGUAUGCAGUGGUGAUCUCCUGGCAGGGCCUCAGUGUCUCAGCUUGA